This is a messenger RNA of Momordica charantia (bitter melon), 2500 nucleotides long. It is a transcript of the gene AO, whose product is annotated as L-aspartate oxidase. Gene Ontology annotation, molecular function: L-aspartate oxidase activity. The record is from RefSeq and is a predicted model, not a curated record. NCBI's taxonomy places the organism in Eukaryota, Viridiplantae, Streptophyta, Magnoliopsida, Cucurbitales, Cucurbitaceae. Gene Ontology annotation, biological process: NAD+ biosynthetic process.
GAUGGCGCCAAUUCGAAGUAUGGUUGUGGAGCAGAGUACGUGGUGUGGCGCAUCGGAGAAAGUGGGGAGCCUUCUCCGCCCCUGCCUUCUUUGCCAUUUCUUUCUCAAUUCCAUUUCCCCAUUUCCCAUUUCCCAUUUUUUUAUUUUCUUUCCCGUAGAUUCUCGGAAUCUCUCCCUCUCUUCUUGUUUUUGUUAUUGUUCCUUCCGUUCCCUAGGCUGUCUCAUCAUCAACAACGAAACCCUGAUUCAGAUUUCACCACCCUUCAGUUGGUUCAAACCCUGAGAAGAACCAUCAUCAUUUUACUGUUUGGUUCAACGUCUUCUCGCGGUUUUCCCGGGCUGCAAUGGCGAUUUGUAUACCUGUUGGAAGCUGCAAACUGUUCUGCAGGGCGGUGGAGUUGAAGGGGCAAGGUUUUAGGAGAGCCCAAUGGGACGCUAGCAUAGCUUUCAAAAGAUGCUUUCAGGACGAGCUUUCACGAUCAUGUAGGUUGAAUAAGUUCUCACAUCUGCAAAGAAACAAUAUUUCCCAACCUACAAUUAAUGAGAAAUGGAGAACUAUUGCGACAGUCACUUCAUCGUGCUUGAGUGACGGUUCAACAAAGUAUUUUGAUUUUGUUGUUAUUGGUAGUGGAGUUGCUGGCCUCCGUUACGCUCUUGAAGUUGCAAAGCAUGGAUCCGUAGCCGUGAUCACUAAGGCUGAGCCUCAUGAGAGCAACACCAAUUAUGCUCAAGGUGGUGUUAGUGCCGUUCUUUGUCCUUCAGACUCUGUUGAAAGUCAUGUGCAGGACACCAUCGUAGCUGGGGCUCAUCUGUGCGACGAGGAGACAGUUAGAGUUGUAUGUACAGAAGGGCCUGACAGAAUCAAAGAGUUGAUUGCUAUGGGUGCGUCAUUUGAUCAUGGGGAAGAUGGUAACUUACACCUAGCAAGGGAAGGGGGGCACUCUCAUCGUAGGAUUGUUCAUGCUGCUGAUAUGACUGGAAGGGAAAUUGAGCGGGCUCUUUUGGAGGCGGUUGUUCGGGAUCCCAACAUUUUUGUGUUUGAGCACCAUUUUGCAAUUGACUUGCUAACUUCCGAGGAUGGUUCUGAAAUAGAUUGUCUUGGUGUUGAUACUUUGAAUGCUGAAACACUGGAGGUAACACGGUUUAUUUCAAAGGUAACUUUACUCGCAUCAGGUGGAGCUGGACAUAUGUAUCCAUCAACAACAAAUCCCCCGGUUGCCACAGGAGAUGGAAUCGCCAUGGCUCAUCGAGCUCAAGCUGUAGUUUCCAACAUGGAAUUUGUGCAGUUCCACCCAACUGCCUUAGCUGAUGAAGGCCUUCCGGUCAGACCAAACAAGCCGAGAGAGAACGCUUUUCUUAUAACCGAAGCUGUUAGGGGUGAUGGAGGUAUUCUGUACAAUUUAAGUAUGGAAAGAUUUAUGCCGUUGUACGAUGAGAGAGCUGAGCUCGCUCCUAGAGAUGUUGUAGCUAGAAGUAUAGAUGAUCAGCUGAAAAAACGAAAUGAGAAGUAUGUGCUACUUGAUAUUAGUCACAAACCCAGGGAAAACGUUCUCUCCCAUUUCCCCAACAUUGCUGCUGAGUGCCUCAAGUAUGGUUUGGACAUUACACACCAGCCGAUUCCGGUGGUUCCAGCUGCUCAUUACAUGUGUGGAGGUGUACGAGCUGGGCUUCAGGGUGAGACUAAUGUGCGGGGUCUGUACGUUGCAGGCGAGGUUGCGUGCACGGGAUUACACGGAGCCAACCGCUUAGCUAGCAACUCGUUGCUCGAAGCUCUAGUUUUUGCACGAAGGGCAGUUGAGCCCUCGGUUGAUCAUAUGAAGGGCUCAAGUCUUGAUUCAGGUGCAUUGAAUAGGUGGGCUAGACCUCUCGUGCCCAUGUCCCGAGGAAACGAUUUCAUGGGCAGAAUUAUAUCAAUGACAAAAGAUGUGAGGAAACAGUUACAACUAAUCAUGUGGAAGUAUGUCGGAAUCGUUCGGUCGACCACCAGGCUCGAGAGGGCGGAGCAGAAGAUCGGUGAGCUAGAAGCAACAUGGGAAGAGUACUUGUUUCAUCAAGGAUGGGAGCCAACCAUGGUGGCUCUGGAGGUUUGUGAGAUGAGGAACCUGUUUUGCUGUGCGAAACUGGUCGUAAGCAGCGCCCUCGCUCGGCAAGAAAGUCGGGGACUUCAUUACACGAUCGAUUUUCCACAUCUUGAGGAGAGUAAGAGGCUUCCGACCAUCAUAUUUCCUUGUUCACCCACCAAGAGUACAUGGAGCUCAAGGCAGCUCCAUUGGCAGCCUGUGUUGUAGUAAAAUAAUGUCUCUGCUUAUGGCAAAUCUGGUCCUCUGUCAAAACGUUUGUAUUUAUAGGACAGAAUUAUCAUUCUUUUGUGUAGUCUCAUAAGCCUAAGGCUACAUAUAUUGUCUUGUGUGCACCUUAGCAGUAUUAUUUGCAUACAAGUGUUCUAUUAUUCAAAAGGUUUAGCUUUUUAUUUUCUUUCCAUAAGCAUAUUUUUAGUAUU